GUUCAUUGCCGUGUCGCAGGAUUUGCAUUUCGCAAGCCUCCAAAUGCCAACUGGUGUGGAGGCAUUACUGUUCCACGUCAAGCCCACCUCCCAAUUUGUCCUUCCUCUCCCCGCCGGCCCUCAGAAACAACCCGACGCGAUCGAAUUCUGCCUCCUCCGCUCGCCGCCGCCGAACGCAAUUGCAAGGCGGCGGCGUCCCCUUCCUUCCAUUUUUGACAGCAGUAGCAAUUAGCGAUUCCUCAGUCAAUCUCUCUCCAGUCUCCAUCCUGCCCCCACGGGGCCCUCUCCCCAUGGACAUGGACGCCGCCGUCUCCACCCUCACCGCGCUCUCCGUCUUCGCCAGCACCGUCGAACACGCUUCCUUCAGGAGCGUGCACGGGUACAGGGUGGUCGGGAGGAAAGAUGGGAAGUGGUUGCGGUGGGUGGAGCGGCAGUUCGUCCUCUCCCUCUCCGUCCCGCCGUGCCGCGAGGUCGCCGUCCCCGCCGCCUCGCCGCGGAUACUGCUGGCGGGGUGGCACGGCUGGCCGUUGUUCCGCGAGGGGCAGACCGUGGGUACCUGGCGUUGCAUUGUGGCAUUCGAUUCUGUCGCCGCCGUCGCUCCGUCCUCCCCGCCGCCGCCCGUGCUCUCCCCCUUAGUGAAUCCACAGCUGGAGUGUCUACCCAAUCUGUACAGAGAUUUGCAAAAGGUAUUUCGGUUUCAGAAGGUGGAAAAGGUUCCACUGAUGGUUCGCCGUAAUGCAAAAGAGCAACCAAUUCGUGAGCAGGAGAAAACUUCUGAUGAAGCUGAUUCAUCGGGGUCUGAAUCUGAUGGGGAUCCUCAAUCUGAUAAAGAACUUGCGCCAUCAGUUCAGAAGCAGCCCAGAGCCAACCGGAAGCAUAUAGAUAACAUUACUUUGGCUGAGAUAGCGCAGUACUUCCAUCUUCCAAUCAGAGAAGCGUCAAAGACUCUCAAAAUUGGAGUAAGCAUACUGAAGAGAAAAUGCCGGAAAUAUGGGAUACCUCGCUGGCCACACCGCAAAAUCAAGUCUCUGGAGUCCCUCAUUAGCGAUCUUGAGUAUGUGCUUGACGACGAUCAAGGAGAGGAUGCACAACAGGAGCUGCAAAAGAUAGAGGAGGAGAAGCAGGCUGCUGCGAUAAAGGCCCUGACAAAGCGGAAGAAGAUGCUGGAGAACGAGAAGGAGAUCAUACAGCAGAAGCCAGCCUUGGACCUGAUGACUGAAACCAAACUGUUCAGGGAAGAUGUUUUCAAGAGGAGAUACAGGGCUAGUAAGAGUGUAGCCAGUGAAGCGGAAGAAGAUGCUGCAGAGCGAGAAGGAGAUCAUACAGCAGAAGCCAGCCUUGGACCUGAUGACUGAAACCAAGCAGUUCAGGGAAGUUUUUUUCAAGAGGAGAUACAGGGCUAGUAAGAGUGUAGCCAGGGAGUAGCAUCUCCCUUUAGCUGAUAACAGCUGCUGUAAAAAUAUAUGACUGACUCAACCUGGUGCGCAAAGAUAAUAGCUGCUGACCUCUGCGUGCCACCAGUUUAUCAGACUAUACUAGCUUUAGCUGCUCUUCAUAAACUUAGUUGAGUUCUGCUGUGACCGAAGUGAACUACGUGAAGAAUCGAACGAUAUAGCAUGGUUGGAUGCUUAAAAUUUCAAAAAAAAAUGCUUGGAUGCCGGUGUGAGCAUAAGCU
Molecule: messenger RNA, 1675 nt
Organism: Panicum virgatum (switchgrass)
Lineage: Eukaryota; Viridiplantae; Streptophyta; Magnoliopsida; Poales; Poaceae
Product: protein RKD5-like
Exons: 6
Coding region: 291-1355 (354 amino acids)
Molecular function (GO): DNA-binding transcription factor activity
Source: RefSeq, a predicted model, not a curated record